AUGCCGGCGACCUAUGAUGCCAUCCCUGGUAAUGAACCUCUUGUUGGUUCACCGUCACCACCAAGUCGUUGGCAACGCGUCAAGAACUCAUUGACUCGGCGUCGUAUGGGUGUGAUUCUAUGCCUUUUGAUAUUCGCGUCCUUGAUAACGGGUAUUGCCCUCGUAUUGCUGCUUCCAGAAACAAGCCCUCUUGAAGAUCAUGAUUAUCAACGUAUCCACCCUCCUAUCAAGCCUGGAAUAUCAACACGUGCUAUGGAAGAAGGACUCGCAAAGUGUCAAAGCAUUCAACGUCAAAAACCCAUCAAUCAAUACAAUCCUUCACGUACAACGAAUCCUCGUGCUCCCAGCAAUGUCCAAACAACCUUGUUGAAGAAUGCUAUCGUGUGGGAUGGUCAGGGCAACGUUUUGAAUGAUGUCGAUGUCUUGAUGCAGGAUGGCGUCAUUCGUCGUGUGGAAAAAGACAUUCGUAUCGAUGACGACAACGGCAACAAUACAAAGGUGAUUGAUGUCAAGGGACGUAUUGUUACUCCUGGUCUUGUGGAUAUGCAUAGUCAUCUAGGCGUUUUUGCAUGGCCCAGUCUCGCCGCAUUACGUGAUGGAAAUGAACAAUCGAAUCCAUUGACACCCUUUGUUCGUGCUCUUGACGCAUUUUAUCCUGAUGAUAAGGGCAUUCGCAUUGUCGCUUCGGGUGGUAUUACUACAUCCUUGGUGUUACCAGGAUCAGCUAAUCUUAUGGGUGGUGAAGCCUAUGCUUUCAAACUACGAGCAGUACCCACACGCAGCAAUGAAGACAUGUUGGUGCAAGCAGGAAUCGACCCAGAGACCGAUGCAGAGGAACGAUGGAUGAAAUGGGCAUGUGGAGAGAAUAUAAAAAAUGACUAUGGCAAGCUAUUAGGAGAAAUGCCAGUGACUCGUAUGGGUGAGGCCUAUCUCUUUCGAAAGGAAUUGGAACGAGCAAGGAAUCUUCUUAUCGAGCAAGACGAUUGGUGCAGUGCAGCAGAGAAUUUGGGUGAAGGCGAACGACUUGAAUCUCGAUUUCCAGAAACGCUUGAAUUGGAAAUCUUGGUGGCACUUUUACGUGGGGAUGUUCGUUUAAACAUUCAUUGCUAUGAGACACACGACAUUGAAGCUAUGGUGCGUCAUUCUCUGGAAUUCAACUUUAACAUCAGCGCUUUCCACCAUGCUUUGGAUGCCUAUCUUAUCCCCGACAUUAUACGCCGAGUACGUAACAAGGAUACCAUCACCAUAGCAACAUUUGCCGAUCAUUGGGGAUACAAAAAGGAAGCAUUCAAUGGGUCACCCUAUGGUCCCAAGAUUCUGCAUGAUGCCAAUAUUACCGUUGCCAUCAAAUCCGAUCACUCAGUCACCAACGCUCAACAUUUGAUGUUCCAAGCUGCAAAAACACAUCACUAUGGUGUCCCUGAACAAGUAGCUUUUCAAUCAGUGACUUCAAUACCUGCCAAAGCAUUAGGACUGGAUCACCGUGUUGGAUCUCUCAAGCCUGGAUAUGAUGCUGAUGUUGUUAUUUGGGAUCGAUCACCACUCGCCCUUGCUGCUACACCACUACAAGUGUUCAUUGAUGGUGUUUCGUUGUUUGACGAUCCUGUGAUUGAGAAUGAACAACACCAGCAAUCCACUAUCAACAAUGACGCAGCAGCAGCAGCAGAGGAUGUCAACAUAGCUAUCGAUGCUUUCAACUCUAUGCAUGGUGAAUCAUCUUUUGUUCUAUCCAAUGUGGGUCGUAUCAUGUUGGGCAAGGAUGUUAUUGAAGGACCAGCUCAGCUUACAGUUAUCAAUGGAACCAUUGCAUGCGCUGAUCAAGAUUGCAGAAUGACCAUGGAUGCGAAUAUGCCUACGAUCGACCUGAAAGGAGGCCAUGUGAUUCCUGGUCUUAUCGCCGUUGGAUCUAAACUAGGCAUGGUUGAGAUCCCAUCUGAACGAUCCACUGGUGAUGGUAUUGGUCAACCUUCAACAAGCGCUGAUCCACAUGCUAUUAUUCGAGCCAUUGAUGGAUUGAAACUUGGCACACGACAUCUUGAAGAAGCACACAAGGGAGGUGUUUUGACAGCCAUUACAGCACCCAUGUCCAAUAACAUUGUCGCUGGAUUGAGUACAGCUUUCAAAACGGGUGCCAAAUCAUCUUUGGAUGAGCAUGCGGUGAUUGCACCUACAGUGGCACUUCAUCUUCAAAUUGGACAUGCAUUCAAAUCCGCUAGUUUCCCCACCAUCUCGAGUCAAAUUGCUUUUAUACGUCGUCUGCUGACUGAAAAUAUGGAUGCAAACAAUGAUUAUGGACGUGCUGCACGUGGUGAAAUCGCAACGAUCAUUACGGUUGAAAACAAAGACGAGAUUGCAUCCAUCAUUCGACUCAAAGAACAACAUCUCAAAAAUGCACGCAUUGCGAUUAUGGGUGGUGCUGAAGCCCAUUUGUUGGCUUAUCCUCUUGCCAAGGCUGAUAUUGCAGUGAUCCUUCGACCAGCCCUGUGUACACCAAAACAAUUUGAUUCGCUCCAUUGCUUGACAGGUGCCCCAUUGACAGAGGGUACAGCAGCCCAUGUGCUUUUCCGCAAUAACGUCAAAGUGGCAGUAGGCGUACUUUAUGAUGGAUGGACUCGUAAUUUGGCAUGGGAUGCGGGAUGGCUUUCAGCUACAGCAACAGGCAGCAAUGAUAAACAACGUAUUACGGAUGCGGAUGCUAUGCGCUUUGUUACCACCAACAUUCAAGACAUCUUUUUCGGUCCACAACAACAACAACAAGUUUCCGAUUUUGUCAUUUGGUCUGGGAACCCCUUACAACUCCAUAGUCGACCUUUGGCUACCUUUGAUCCACAAAAUGGCAUUGUACAACUCACUUCAUCAUAA
Molecule: messenger RNA, 2862 nt
Organism: Lichtheimia ornata
Lineage: Eukaryota; Fungi; Mucoromycota; Mucoromycetes; Mucorales; Lichtheimiaceae
Exons: 5
Coding region: 1-2862 (953 amino acids)
Biological process (GO): purine nucleobase catabolic process
Cellular component (GO): cytoplasm
Molecular function (GO): allantoinase activity
Source: RefSeq, a predicted model, not a curated record